Molecule: messenger RNA, 3048 nt
Organism: Meriones unguiculatus (Mongolian gerbil)
Lineage: Eukaryota; Metazoa; Chordata; Mammalia; Rodentia; Muridae
Product: zinc finger protein 431-like
Exons: 5
Coding region: 451-1941 (496 amino acids)
Biological process (GO): negative regulation of transcription by RNA polymerase II
Molecular function (GO): RNA polymerase II cis-regulatory region sequence-specific DNA binding; DNA-binding transcription repressor activity, RNA polymerase II-specific
Source: RefSeq, a predicted model, not a curated record
GAAGCUUUGGUAAAAAAACAACUAAGCUGCGUCCCUUCAGCACACUCUUAACUCUAAGGAGGGUGCUCAUGUCACUCAAGACUCAUUGACCAAUCAGAACCUCCAGACGGAAAGGUCCAUCACUGGUGGAGGAGGGUUCUUCCGGUUUCAUGCUUCACUUUCAGCUCCAUUACUCAGCAGGCUAGGAUGAUUAGUGUGUUUUGCUCUGAGCGCUACUGCUGGGUGCCGUGAGGGGAGCUCUGGCGAGCUCCGAGUGGAGACAUGGAUAAUCUCUGCCCCCUGGAUUGUCUUCCUCCUAUUUCCUGCCUAAGCUAAGAUUCAUUAUUGACUGGUGGCUACAUCCAUACAAUACACAAGGAUAGAGUGACCUUUGAUGAUGUGCAUGUGAACUUCACUCCAGAAGAGUGGGCUUUGCUGGAUCCUUGCCAGAAGAGUCUCUACAAAGAAGUGAUGCUGGAGACCUACAGGAACCUCAUUGCUAUAAGCUAUAAUUGGGAAGACAACAAUAUUGAAGAACAUUGUCAAAGUUCUAGAAGACAUGGAAGGCAUGAAAGAAGUCAUACUAACAAGAAACCCUACAAAUGUAAUCAAUAUGAUAAAGCCUUUUCACAAUACCAUCAUCUCCAAAUGAAUAAAAAAACAUAUACUGGAGAGAAAACUUAUGAAUGUAAUCAGUGUGGGAAAGCCUUUGCACGUCACAGUCAUCUUCAGUGUCAUGAAAGAACUCAUACUGGAGAAAAACCCUAUGAAUGUAAUCAAUGUGGGAAAGCCUUUUCAUUGUAUAGUAGUCUCCAAAAGCAUGAAAGAAUUCAUAGUGGAGAGAAGCCCUAUAAAUGCAUUCAAUGUGGUAAAGCCUUUUCACAACAUAGUAGUCUUCAAGUGCAUAAAAGAACACAUACUGGAGAGAAACCUUAUGAAUGCAGUCAGUGUGGUAAAGCUUUUGCAAGUCACAGUAAUCUUCAGUGUCAUGAAAGAACUCAUACUGGAGAGAAACCUUAUGAAUGUAAUCAGUGUGGGAAAGCCUUUGCACGUCUCAGUCAUCUUCAAUGUCAUGAGAGAAUUCAUACUGGAGAGAAGCCCUAUGAAUGUAAACAAUGUGGGAAAGCUUUUGCACGCCACAGUCAUCUUCAAAAUCAUGAAAGAAUUCAUACUGGAGAGAAACCCUAUGAAUGUAAUCAAUGUACUAAAGCUUUUGCAUGUCAUAGUAAUCUCCAAAUACAUACAAGAAGACAUACUGGAGAGAAACCCUAUGAGUGUAACCAAUGUGGAAAAGCCUUUACAUCUCACUUUAGUCUGCAAAUACAUAAAAGAAAACAUACUGGAGAGAAACUCCAUGAAUGUGAUCAAUGUGGUAAAGACUUUGCAUGUCACAGUAGUCUCCAAAUACAUAAAAGAAAACAUACUGGAGAGAAACCCUAUGAAUGUGAUCAAUGUGGGAAAGCGUUUGCACGUCUGAGUCAUCUUCAGUGUCAUGAAAGAAUUCAUACUGGAGAGAAGCCCUAUGAAUGUAAUCAAUGUGGUAAAGCCUUUGCACGUCUCAGUCAUCUUCAAAGGCAUGAAAGAACGCAUACUGCAGUGAAACCCUAUGAAUGUAAUCAAUGUGGGAAAUCCUUUGCAUGUCAGAGUAGUCUCCAUAUACAUAAAAGAACACACACUGGAGAGAAACCCUAUAAAUGUAAUCAAUGUAAUAAAGCCUUUUCAGGACAGGGUAAUCUCCUAAUACAUAAAAGAACACACACUGGAGAGAAACCCUAUGAGUGUGAUCAAUGUGUUAAAGCCUUUACACGUCAGAUUUAUCUCCUAAUACAUAAAAGAACACAUACUGGAGAGAAACCUUUUGAAUGUAAUCAAUGUGGGAAAGCCUUUGCACAUCACAGUCAACUUCAAAGGCAUGAAAGAAUCCAUUCUGUAGAGAAACCGUACAAUUACAAAUUAAUGUGAUAAAAAUGUAAUGAUAUGUAAAGUGUAGCCUUUUGUGGCUGGCUCUAAGUGAAAUUCAUAGCUUCACUAAUUGAAAUUCAUGUUUCUGGCUUUGAGAAAAAUAUUUUAGCAAAACCUUUGCUGUGUUUGGAUUAAUAGGUAGAGGCUGAGAAACUGUUUUGAGAUUGAACAUUGAAGAUAUUUUUUUUCUGUGGAGAAUCUGCACUUUGCUGCUACAUGGGAGCUUGCAGCUGUAGUGACCUAAGACAUUCCUUACAAACCUGAAGUUCUUUGCCACAAUCAAAAGAGAUUGAAAUUUGUGUGGUGUGUCUCUUCUCAGAGGCAGACAGGUAACUUUGGUAGUUGGAACCAUUCCCAGCCCCAAUUAACCUUCUAUAAUGUUUGGAUAAAGUAACUGGAGUGAGCUAACUGGGUGAGAGUCUUUUCCAAGAAGACUGAACCCCUCUGCUCCUUUUGAAAAUUAAGGUUUAGCAUCAUGGUGAGCUUCACUGUCUACUGUGCCAUCUAUGACUAACAUUAAACAAUAAUAAAGCCUUUUCCAAAAAAAGUAGUCUGUUUUUAUAAAACUAAAUCCUAGUCAUUCAGUUUUACCAAUAAAGAGUCAUUGAAAACCUGAGAGCUCAAAGAGUCAGAGAAAGCCGCUGGUGACUUUCUACUCUACUCACACCCGAGAAUAAAAAAGCCCUUUCUUCUCCAUGCUGUUUGUCUUAAAUACCCUCUAAUUCAAUGUCCAUCCUUUCUAUUUAUUCAGAUUGGUUACUUGAAUCACCUCUUGACCUAUGAUUGAUUUUAUUUUGUUCCCUGAGUAAAGAUGUGUGUUAGGGCUGAGUCACACCACAUAUUUUUUUUACAGUAAACAAAAAGCUUUAGUGUCAAAGGCUGAGCCAUACCACAGAUUUUUUUUCCAGUUCUCACUCUCUGAGGUCACAAUGUGAUCAAAUAUCCUGCAACAUAUUGGAGUAAAACUAUAAAGGUAUUCAAUAUAGUGAAGCCACAGUAGUCUCCAAAUACAUAAAAGAAUACUUGAGAGAAACCCUACAAAUGUAAUUGUUUUAAAAUACAAAAAUUCUAAGUGUUCGAUUUUACCAAUAAAGACUCAGGAGCCAG